Pipistrellus nathusii (Nathusius's pipistrelle) is the source of this 612-nucleotide messenger RNA. The record is from the annotation of a GenBank genome assembly. Lineage: Eukaryota; Metazoa; Chordata; Mammalia; Chiroptera; Vespertilionidae.
AUGGGGGGCAGCCUGCGGGUGGCCGUGCUGGGGGCCCCGGGCGUGGGCAAGACGGCCAUCAUCCGCCAGUUCCUGUUCGGGGACUACCCCGAGCGCCACCAGCCCACGGGCGCGCCUCGCCUCUACCGGCCCGCGGUGCUGCUCGACGGCGCCGUCUACGACCUGAGCAUCCGCGACGGCGACGGCGCUGAGCCCGCCCGGGGGCCCGGGGGCCCGGAGGAGUGGCCGGACCCUAAGGACUGGAGCCUGCAGGACACGGACGCCUUCGUGCUGGUCUACGACAUCUGCAGCCCCGACAGCUUCGACUACGUGAAGGCGCUGCGGCAGCGCAUCGCCGAGGCCAGGCCGGCAGGCGCCCCGGAGGCGCCCAUCCUCGUGGUGGGCAACAAGCGGGACCGGCAGCGGCUGCGCUUCGGGCCGCGGCGGGCGCUGGCCGCGCUGGUGCGCAGGGGCUGGCGCUGCGGCUACCUCGAGUGCUCGGCCAAGUACAACUGGCACGUGCUGCGCCUCUUCCGCGAGCUGCUCCGCUGCGCCCUGGUGCGUGCGCGGCCCGCGCACCCCGCCCUGCGCCUGCAGGGGGCGCUGCACCCCGCGCACUGCAGCCUCAUGUGA